Molecule: messenger RNA, 780 nt
Organism: Cladocopium goreaui
Lineage: Eukaryota; Dinophyceae; Suessiales; Symbiodiniaceae
Source: the annotation of a GenBank genome assembly
GUAAACGAUUCAUUUGACUUGCACAAGGAGCUUUCCUUACUAUUCCAGUCAGCUGCACGAGAAUCUUGCGGGAGCUAUCUGUCGAUCGCUAGCUUAGUCACCGUCAGUUGUGGAGCAUUGAUUCUCGCGAUCAUAAUAUAUUUGGCGCUUCAAUUCCUGACAAAGAAAGGAAGUGACCCGGAGGAAAUGACAAACAUUCUGCGCGGACUUCCAAGCCAAGUUUCUAUGAUGGCGUUGGAUCACUGCUACUUCACCCCAGACCUGGUUGUACCCGAUGGCUGUGAAUGCGUCCUCUACCUUCUGGCAAGACCCAAACGGGGGCAGCCGUAUGACGUGCUGGACAGCAGCGGAGGUGUGGUGCUUCGAAUCGCUGACCCACAGCCAGUGAAUCCUGUUCUUCGCCGAGCGCUUCUGAGCAGUAGCAAUAUGGAGUUGGCACAGAUCAUUUGCAGUGAAAGCCUUUCUCCAAAGCCAGAAGUGGUUCGAUUUCAGUUGCUGAAUGGGAACCAGGACUGCUGGGCAACUUUGACGUACGAAGUUGGCCGGGAAUCCACAGAGGAUAAGUGCAUCAUUGAGAGGCCGCGGCAGAUGUUCUAUUUUUUCGGAUCCUUUCAACAUGGCUCCCUGAAUAUGACCGACUCCUUUGGCCGACUAUUGGCCACCACAGCACCCUGUGCACCCAUGGUGCGAGGGGAGGCGCUUCGACUGCGUUGUGCACCUGCAACAGAUGUGGGUCUGGCAGUAUGUGCGCUGAUGUGCAUGCAAGCGGUUGCUCAGUGA